AUGAACUGGAUUCCGAAAUGGGAACCCUCAGUCGCGCCAGCGAAGAGAGAGUUCGAGCUGCUUCUCUCGGAUGUGCUGGUGGUAGGCACAGCUGAGGAGACGGCGCAGGCUAUCUACGAAGAGAACUCAAUAGGCUAUAUGGGCUUAAGAGUGGUACGAGCGUCCUGGUGGGGGAAGAGCUGGCAGGACGACGAAAAGAGAGAAAGGCGGUCGAUGAGGCUCGUGAUUGAUGACACCUCAAUAGCCAACCGACUCAUCGAUAACGGGCUGGGACUGAGAUCGACACGCAUAAGGAUCAAACGAUUCCAGCCUAAAGGGGGUAAGCAACUACCUCUCUAUUUCUACGAGAGCGAGCUAUCUGCUAGCUUCUUCACAAUCCUAUCCUCGCAGGAGGAGAUGGAGGUUGAAGGGCAGGAAAGGCUUCACUAUUGA
Messenger RNA from Cladophialophora immunda, 432 nucleotides. RefSeq lists its product as uncharacterized. Lineage: Eukaryota; Fungi; Ascomycota; Eurotiomycetes; Chaetothyriales; Herpotrichiellaceae. The record is from RefSeq and is a predicted model, not a curated record. Bases 1 to 432 code for a protein of 143 amino acids. The transcript has a single exon.